This is a messenger RNA of Prosopis cineraria, 894 nucleotides long. Its product is annotated as probable NADH dehydrogenase [ubiquinone] 1 alpha subcomplex subunit 5, mitochondrial. The record is from RefSeq and is a predicted model, not a curated record. NCBI's taxonomy places the organism in Eukaryota, Viridiplantae, Streptophyta, Magnoliopsida, Fabales, Fabaceae. The transcript is spliced from 2 exons. Gene Ontology annotation, biological process: respiratory electron transport chain. The coding region runs from base 157 to 666 and encodes 169 amino acids.
CCCGUGCCUCACAUCGUUCAACCCGAGACUAAUUUGGAGCAACCCAUCACCCCCUGCCACUGUUAAGUCUAACCGGAAACCAGGAGAUACAAAGAAAGAAAAUCGCGGAGCCAGAGAGAAGACAGUGAUUCUGUGGGACGCAGUGUGUUCGCAAGAAUGUUCCUACGAGCAAUCGCGCGGCCAUUGAUGGCCAAGGUGAAGCAGACCACGGGAAUUGUAGGGCUUGAUGUGGUGCCGAACGCUCGAGAAGUGCUUAUCGGCCUCUAUACCAAAACCCUCAAGGAGAUCCAAGCCGUUCCUGAGGACGAAAGCUACCGUAAGGCUGUGGAAAGCUUCACGCGCCACAGGCUCAAGGUUUGCCAAGAAGAGGAGGAUUGGGAAAUGAUCGAGAAGCGACUUGGUUGUGGCCAGGUGGAGGAGCUCAUCGAGGAGGCUCAAGAUGAGCUCAAGCUCAUUGGGAAAAUGAUAGAGUGGGAUCCAUGGGGUGUCCCUGAUGAUUAUGAAUGUGAGCUAAUUGAAAAUGAUGCACCAAUUCCUAAGCAUGUUCCUCAACAUCGACCUCCUCCUCUUCCCGAAGAAUUUCACAAGACUCUGGAAGCAGUUAUGUCAAAGCCUAAAGAGGAUACUCCUGCAGUUAGCUCUGGUGAAUCUCCAUCAAAAGCAUAACUUAAUGAUCUAGAGCCUCUGUCUGUCUUUUUAUUUUUAUUUUUAAAAUUUUUUUUGGAGCUUUGGUUUCUCAAUUUGUCUUUACUUUCACUUUUUCCUAUCCUUAAGUUGUUUUCCAUGGUAUGGAGGUUUACUGAAGUAACAGGGUUUUGUUUAAUGUAAGAUGGUGUUGGAUCUUAUGCUUUAACUGAAACAGAAAUGUGGAAUAAUCUUGCAUGACAAGCAAAA